AUGUCCGGCGGUAUCUCCAAAGCCGUCACCAACGCCAUGGACAUUGGUGCCAACAGUUUUGCUCUUUUCCUCAAGUCUCCUAGAAAGUGGGUGUCUCCUGACAUUCCUGAUGCUGAAGCUGAGAAAUUUGCUGAACUUUGUAAAAAGUACGGAUACAACCCUAGAACCGACAUUUUACCCCAUGGUUCCUACUUUAUCAACUUGGGUAAUCCUGAUCCAGAAAAGGAAGAGAAGGCAUAUGGGUCAUUCCUUGACGAUUUGAAACGGUGUGAGAAGUUGAAUAUUGGAUUAUACAAUUUCCAUCCGGGUUCAAGCUUGGACUCUGACCACGGAGAAGCCCUUGAGAGAUUGGCCAAAAACAUCAAUAAGGCAAUCAAGGAAACUGAAUUUGUCAAGAUUGUUAUUGAAAAUAUGGCCGGUCAUGGAAACUUGAUUGGGUCCAAUUUACAAGAUAUUCGUGAUGUUAUAGAUAUGGUCGAGGAUAAAUCUCGUGUUGGGGUAUGCUUAGACACGUGCCACUCAUUUGCAGCCGGAUACGACAUUAGUGAUGAAGAAAAGUUCAACGCAUUCUUGAAACAAUUUGAUGAUAUAAUUGGUGCUGAAUACCUUUCUGCUAUUCAUUUGAAUGAUUCAAAGGCUCCAUUGGGUGCUAAUAGAGAUUUGCAUCAGAAAUUAGGGUAUGGAUUCCUUGGAUUGGAAGUGUUUAGAGUGAUUGCCAAUUGUGACCGAUUGAAAACUAUUCCUAUAAUCUUGGAGACACCAGUGGGUAAUGAUGAUUCUGUAUACGGAGAAGAAAUCAAGUUGCUAGAAUGGUUAGAAGGAAGACUGAUUGAUGAUGGUGAAUUUGUCGCAAAAACCGAGGAAUUGUCCAAACUUGGUAGUAAAGAGCGUGAUGAACACCUUAAAAAGUUUGAAGCAAAGACUGCCAAGUCUGAAAAGAAGACUGGAACUAAAAAGAGAACUGUCAAGGUGGAAAUUACCACCAUGGUUUCUAAAAAGACAAAGACUAAGUAG
Spathaspora passalidarum NRRL Y-27907 is the source of this 1014-nucleotide messenger RNA. It is a transcript of the gene APN1, whose product is annotated as DNA-(apurinic or apyrimidinic site) lyase. Bases 1 to 1014 code for a protein of 337 amino acids. Gene Ontology annotation, cellular component: mitochondrion; nucleus. The transcript has a single exon. Gene Ontology annotation, biological process: base-excision repair. The record is from RefSeq and is a predicted model, not a curated record. Gene Ontology annotation, molecular function: phosphoric diester hydrolase activity; DNA-(apurinic or apyrimidinic site) endonuclease activity; zinc ion binding. NCBI's taxonomy places the organism in Eukaryota, Fungi, Ascomycota, Pichiomycetes, Serinales, Debaryomycetaceae.